Octopus sinensis (East Asian common octopus) is the source of this 401-nucleotide messenger RNA. RefSeq names its product retinal homeobox protein Rx2-like. The annotation marks the transcript as partial. Gene Ontology annotation, biological process: positive regulation of transcription by RNA polymerase II. Gene Ontology annotation, molecular function: RNA polymerase II cis-regulatory region sequence-specific DNA binding; DNA-binding transcription factor activity, RNA polymerase II-specific. The transcript is spliced from 2 exons. Lineage: Eukaryota; Metazoa; Mollusca; Cephalopoda; Octopoda; Octopodidae. The record is from RefSeq and is a predicted model, not a curated record.
AUUUGGUUUAUCUCGUUAACUACCUGGAUGUUAAUCUGAAGCUUGUUACUGGCUUACACAGUCCGUAUCAUAAACCCAACAAUAAUUCUAAAUAUAUCAACCUUCAUAGUGACCUUCUUAAAGCGAUCACAAGAACUUUGGUCAAUAACAUUUCGAGACGUGUUUCGAAUUUAACCUCUGAGAACGAAGACCCUGGAAGGUUCCCAGACGCUCCAGCUGGCCCGACGUUUGACAGCGACUCUUACAGCUUGGCCAAAAAGAAACACCGCCGUAGCCGCACCACCUUCACCACCUUUCAGCUUCACGAAUUGGAGAGAGCGUUCGAAAAAUCGCACUACCCGGAUGUAUACAGCCGAGAAGAUUUGGCAAUGAAGCUUAAUUUGCCGGAAGUUCGUGUGCAG